CCAACUGCCAUUCCAAAUUGGUUCAACCAAUUAGCAAGUAGCUGAACAAUAAGCACGUUAAUUUUCAAUGUUUUAAGUCUGGCAGUAACCCAGAACUAUCAGAGGCAGAGGAUUUCUCUUUCGGCUGCUGCUGACAACAACUGCAUAAAAGGGAAACUUGCCUAGAGCACCCGAGGCAGCAGAGCUCUCGAGAUGUGUCUAUCCCUCUCUGUGCAUCGUCCAAUCAGCGGGAGUCCUGCUCUCCACUUCCGCUGGUAAUUGGGGGAAGAUGGGAAGGCGUGCGCACGCUUGGCACAGGGUAAACACUUGCUUUCAGAGAGAAACGGGUAGAAGUGUCAGAUGGAAGGAGAAAAAGAGUGAAGGAAGAAAAUAGAUAAAAGCAUUUAUGUAGACCAUUGUAUCAUUUGGAAUUGUGUAGUUUCCAACACAUCAGAUUAGAAGAGCAGCAACGGAGAAGUACCUGGAGUGUUUAUGAAUUUUCUUUUUCCGACAAGCCUCCUUCGACAAGGAUCAUAGAAGACAGCGUCCUUUUGUGGGAGAUUACUGAAUCGAUACAUCCAGUAGAACUUUACAGGAAGCAAAACUUUUCAUAUUUUUUAUUUAUUUAUUCUAAACAUUUUUUCAAACAGAAUGCAUAAAGAUCAUUUUCUAUUCACCAAUCGCUGCCUUUAAACUGGUGGAAUGUGAAUACCUUUUCAUAGGCCUACUAAUAGAUAAACAGAAAAUCAACUUCAUUUGCAUUUUUUUGAAUAUUUUUGAUGGAUUAGUUUGAAUUAUUUGAUCUCCAUUUUAUGGCAUAGUAUAACAUUCAACACGCUUUCUCAAAGUUUUAAAACAUUUUUCUUGGAUUAGAGCACUCUGUUUGAGAAGAUAAAUUGAUCCAACGAGGGAAGAGGGAGAUCAAUCACAGGCUUUAUGGUUUGGGGAAUGGCAACAGCCACCUCCAGUCCAUACCUGGCCAGCAAUAGGAUCCUGUCCACCGGCUCCAUCGUGCACUCAGACCGGGGGGUCGGUGGCAUGCAGCCGGGGAGCACCGCUGUCACCUCGGUGUCGGGCGGAUACAGAGGGGACUCCUCGGUGAAGAUGGUGCAGAGGGACUUUAUGCAGGGCGCUAUUGCGACGAGCAACGGGGGACACGUGUUAAACCAUGCCCACCAGUGGGUGACAUCCCUGCCUCACGCCGCCGCUGCAGCAGCCGCAGUGGCAGCUGCCGAAGCCGGCUCUCACUGGUCCUCGGGCCCCGUGGGAAUGACAGGCAGCCCGCAGCCGCUGGACGUGAAGAGAAACUCUGGCAGAGAGGACCUGCACUCGGGCUCAGCUCUACACCACAGAUCUUCGCAUCUGGGCUCCCACCAGGCACACCCAGGAGCCUGGGGUGGCACCUCAGCCGCGCACAUAUCCAGUAUCUCCGAAGGACAGCAGCAGCAACAGUCGCUGAUCUACUCCCAGCCCGGGGGAUUCACGGUUAACGGGAUGCUCAGCACACCGGGGAGUAGGAGCCUAAUGCACCCGGGGAUGGUGAGGGGGGACUCCCCCGAUCUCGACCACAGCAGCCACCAUCAUCACCAUCACCACCACCAUCAUCCACAUCACCCGCAGCACCACGUCGGGGUGAGCCAUGACGCUCAGUCUGACGAGGACACGCCGACCUCGGACGACCUGGAGCACUUUGCCAAGCAGUUCAAACAGCGCCGGAUCAAACUCGGCUUUACACAAGCGGACGUGGGCUUGGCGCUGGGCACCCUGUACGGCAACGUCUUCUCACAGACCACCAUAUGCAGGUUCGAGGCGCUGCAGCUGAGCUUCAAGAACAUGUGCAAGCUGAAGCCGCUGCUCAACAAAUGGCUGGAGGAAGCCGACUCGACCACCGGUAGCCCCACCAGCAUCGAUAAGAUCGCGGCGCAGGGCAGGAAGAGGAAAAAGCGCACGUCCAUCGAAGUGAGCGUUAAAGGAGCUUUGGAGAGCCACUUUCUCAAAAGCCCCAAACCCGCGGCCCAGGAGAUCACCUCUCUGGCGGACAGUUUGCAGCUGGAGAAGGAGGUGGUCCGGGUCUGGUUCUGCAACCGCAGGCAGAAGGAGAAGAGGAUGACGCCGCUGGGGCUGCCACACAGCCCGGAGGACGAGUACUCUCAGGUCCGCAACAUGAGCGCAGACACACCGUCACCCUCCAUGGACUGCAAGCGAAUGUUCAGCGAUACGUGAGAAAUAAAACAAAACACCGGACAAUAAUAUUUAUUUAGUCUCAAAUAAGACACUGUAAGGGCCGAAAAAAUACUAGCAAGAUCAAUUAUCUUUUACACGUGAUGCCAAGUGGGAACAGUUACUUUUGGGCCUCCAUCCUGACCAACAGUGUGUCUGGUAUUUUCUUUCAGGAAAGUAAGAAAUUAAAACGUGCAACAUUAAGCAACACAUUAUCGAAUGGACCGCGCAAUGAGAGGUAUCAACUCUUCAAGUUAUUUUUCUUCAGGUAAAUGUUUGUCUCAUUAGGAUUUAGGAAACAAUCUUAAUCAGUUUUUAGCCUGCUAUAUAUUCCAAUAAAGUGCGUGUGUGUAUUUCUCAAACUAUAUCUUUCCCUUUUAUUUAAUAUGGAACUUGCCCUGCUUUCACCAAAAAGAUUGUUUCAGUUCUCUGCCCCAUCUUUGGCCCCAUGUGAAAGACAAUGAUAAGCUUUAACCUCUCCCCAUGAUCGCCCUUCUUAUUUUGUAAUAUUUAAUAUUGUGUAGGCCUAUUUUAGAACAAACAAAAUCCAAUACACUUUUUUGUCCCCUUUGCAGCACUUAAUGUUAUUGGAAAUGUUCCCCUCUGCAGUUGAAGGGGGUCACAUUACAUUCCCAAGCAUUAGUCAUAUGUUUUAGUUUUGUUUUUACAAACAAGUUAUGAUACAAAUAUUUUUAAGAAUCACAAUCUUUUUCACCAUGCUGACUUUCUGUUCUAAGGCUACCAUAUAAUUAAUGUACUAUAAUGAGCUAUACUUUAUUUACCCUCAACACCUUGCAUUAUGUGGUAUUGAUGACUUAACAGUUGAAGUUUGUUAUGAUUAGACUGUAAUUACAGUGAUGAUGAUAGGCCUUGCCUACAUGUUAUUUUCAAAGGAGCACGAAUUCCCAAAAGCUGACGUCGAUGUUGUUUGUUAUAGCCUUGUAUACUUCUAUGUGAUGAUUUUGACAGUAGCCUAAUAUAUUUUAAGUGGUUAUUUCAUGAAGGAUUAUUGAGAACAAUAAAUGUGUCAUAAGGGAUACCAUUGUGUUUUCAAUGUCAGCUCACCAAAAGUACUAUAGGCCAACUUUGAAGAUCUGAACUGCAGA
Molecule: messenger RNA, 3305 nt
Organism: Coregonus clupeaformis (lake whitefish)
Lineage: Eukaryota; Metazoa; Chordata; Actinopteri; Salmoniformes; Salmonidae
Gene: pou3f3a
Product: POU class 3 homeobox 3a
Exons: 3
Coding region: 916-2202 (428 amino acids)
Biological process (GO): regulation of transcription by RNA polymerase II; brain development
Cellular component (GO): nucleus
Molecular function (GO): RNA polymerase II cis-regulatory region sequence-specific DNA binding; DNA-binding transcription factor activity, RNA polymerase II-specific
Source: RefSeq, a predicted model, not a curated record